UGCACUAUUUGUUUGCAGAACAUUUUACGUUUUGUCCAGACCCAUAGCAUGGUGACAUUAUUCCGUGAAAACCAUCAUGCUGCCACAAUACUCAAAAUGAUUAUGUCUUUACCACACUUGCCACCACAACAGAUGCCAGAAUUGCCAGAAGACUUCCACAUUCUUGGGGGUUUUCUGCCAAUCACAAGAUUGGCAACACGUAUGGGCAUACUGAACCGUAUUAUUCAGUUAGUGGACUAUGUCAGACAAUACUGGUUGACAACAGUGCGUCCAUCCGGAUUUUCCGUUUACGGUGUAAACAUCCAUACUAACAAUUAAGUGGAAAGUUUUCACAGCAUGCUUAAGUCUACCAUAGGCAUACAUCCCCCAGCCUGGUCUUUUUAGGGUAAUUGAUUUUUAAUAAAAAUAUAUAAUUGGCAAUAGCUGGAAUUUUGAUUGGUUUUUAUAAUUUUUUGCAGAUCGAUUACGAUCGGUUGAAAGUAGAGUACGGAGGGAAACGUUACAAACAAUCAAUGGCCAGCAAGUACGAAGAUCUUUUGUGUCUAGCAGAGACACAAAUAACUGCAUUUUGGCUGAUGCUCUAUGGCCGCUAUGACACAAUGGCAUAUUUAAGAAGAGUGUCUUAUUCGGUGAGAAGGUAUAUAGAUAUGCAAAUAGGCCCUUUAACUAAUGAAAUCCUUCUCGAAGAUUUUAUUCCUGGACAGCUACCAACGGUUGGACUUCAGCCUCUGCCACCUGUAUUGCCGCCAUUCCACAUUCGUGGAGCUGGUAGAGGUAGGAGGGGUUGUGGACGUCAUCGGGCAGCAGCAGUUCCAGAAAAUCAUGGAAUGGUUCGGCAUCCAAAUGUGCGCCAACAACCAGGUGGUGGUAACCUUGGAUUAAUUGAAGGUCACCAUCUUCUGGAACAAAAUACUCAACCAGCUCACCAGGCAGUUGAUUUAGAUAUCCCUACAUUUGAAGGUGACCCUGUAGAAGACAGAUGUUUUAUUUGCCUUGAAAGUUGUAGCCAAGUAAAUUCGGCCAACAUUUUGGUGCCUUGCGGUCACGGAUAG
Messenger RNA from Diuraphis noxia (Russian wheat aphid), 1052 nucleotides. RefSeq lists its product as uncharacterized. The record is from RefSeq and is a predicted model, not a curated record. Lineage: Eukaryota; Metazoa; Arthropoda; Insecta; Hemiptera; Aphididae.